Molecule: messenger RNA, 1192 nt
Organism: Fragaria vesca subsp. vesca
Lineage: Eukaryota; Viridiplantae; Streptophyta; Magnoliopsida; Rosales; Rosaceae
Product: probable protein phosphatase 2C 72-like
Exons: 4
Coding region: 56-1066 (336 amino acids)
Biological process (GO): protein dephosphorylation
Molecular function (GO): protein serine/threonine phosphatase activity
Source: RefSeq, a predicted model, not a curated record
GAAUGAUAUUUAGAGUAGCUGGAAGCAAGGAGAAAACCCCACAUUUCCAGUUGUAAUGGGAAUCUGCAUAUCCUGCUCAGCUUCUCAAAAGAUUCAAGAUGGCAAUGAAAAUGCAAUGUUCUUUGGAAAGAACAGUAGUUUCUUUGGGGAUCAGAGCCUUGGUUCUCUUUAUUCUAGGGCAGGAAGCAAAGGACUAAACCAAGACAGUGCCAUUCUUUACCAGGGCUAUGGAGUUGGAGGUGCAUCUUUCUGUGGAGUUUUUGAUGGGCAUGGAAAGAAUGGUCAUGUAGUGAGUGAGAUGGUGAAAAAUCGCCUACCAGCACUACUACAAAGCCAAAUGGAAGCUCUUGAACAAGUUACUCUAGUAACAAAAUCAGAUGGUGAACAAAAUUGCAACAACGAAACAGAUGCUGAAGCAGAACCAAGCAAGAACUUUGCUAAGUGGGAAGCGGCACUUGUUAAUGCCUUCAGAGUAAUGGACAAGGAGAUUAAGCUACAACAAGAUUUGGACUGCUCUUCUAGUGGAAGCACUGCUGUUGUUGUUAUAAGACAGGGUGAGGACCUUUUUAUAGCUAAUCUGGGUGACUCAAGAGCCGUCCUGGGAACAAUGACUGAGAAUGGAAUUGAAGGCAUUCAAUUAACCACUGAUCUAAAGCCUGGUUUACCAAGUGAAACUGAACGAAUAACAGCAUGCAACGGUCGAGUGUUUGCACUGAAGAACGAAAAACACAUCCAGAGAGUGUGGUUGCCCCAUGAGCUCCUUCCAGGUCUAGCCAUGUCGCGAGCUUUUGGGGACUUUGUACUCAAAGAUUAUGGCAUCAUUGCCAUCCCUGAUGUCUCCCAUCGUCGCCUGACCUCCAAAGAUCAGUUCAUUGUUCUUGCUACUGAUGGGAUAUGGGAUGUGCUUAGUAACAAUGAAGUUGCAUCUAUUGUGUGGGAAGCCAAAAGUGCAGAGGCAGCUGCUAGGAGAGUGACUGAAACAGCUAUAGCCACAUGGAGCACGAAGUACCCAACUACUAAGAUAGACGACUGCACCGUGGUGUGCCUGUUUUUCAGUUCAUUGUGACGCCUGUAUAGAUUUUGAAGCAGUACGUUGGCCUAUCUCUUUUCGAGUUGAGAAAGCCAUUUGAUCUGUUCGAUCUAUAUACUGUAACUCAUACACACAUUUUCAAUACAACACUACAACUGUAGU